Diuraphis noxia (Russian wheat aphid) is the source of this 2206-nucleotide messenger RNA. Its product is annotated as scavenger receptor class B member 1-like. Gene Ontology annotation, cellular component: cytoplasm; membrane. Lineage: Eukaryota; Metazoa; Arthropoda; Insecta; Hemiptera; Aphididae. Gene Ontology annotation, molecular function: scavenger receptor activity. The record is from RefSeq and is a predicted model, not a curated record.
CAAUACACCUAACGAAAAUUUAUUAAUUUCGACUAGUUUAAAUCUGCACGCGUCGACUCUUAUUCGAAAAACGUUCAGUUUCAUUGAUAUUAUAAUUUAAGUACAUAUUUCUUCGCUAUAAAAUCAAAUAUUCAAUUUUUCUUAAAUUCAUUUUUAGUGUCGUUUCUUAAAAAAAAAUUUUURUUCGAAUUGUGUUGUUUAUAAUGUGAUUCUAAUGCUAAUUCUAAUAUCAUGAUAUCGAGUUGGUCAUGUGACAAUUAUAAAUAUCGGACACACUUGAGGUGGCGGCUGCCCAAGUGCACGGCGAAUGGGAUGCGAGAUUAUCGUACGAACAUAUUAUCGCACGCUUUGAACGUAAUCAACGAUUCCCACCGUUGUUAACAAGCAACGAAAAUGGGCUUAACCCCGAUCAAGUUACCGUACCAGUCAGCCAAAAACCGAUUGUUUGGCGUACAACCCCGGAUGUCAGCCAGCUUUCAGCAAAUACCGACUUUCAACAUAAACGACCCGUAUAGUCAUGAUCGACAACCGAGUCGACGAACCAGCAGGCGAAAUGGGUUACCUAUCAACAUGCUCGUCUCCCAGCAAAAGAGGAUCAGCAACAGUGAAGAAAACAUGGAAAAAGUUAAUAUUCAUUUUAAUAACAACGGCACAGUGACGUACCAACACAAAAAAAUUUUAGAAUUUAUGCCACAUCUUUCAGUUAUCAAAAAUGAUGAUGUCAAAUUAACCGUUCCAAAUAUUCCCUUACUAACAUUGACUACACAAGCAAAUAGUUUACCAUCAAUAUUAAAAAGUUCACUUUCGGCAAUUUUAAGGUUUUCUGGCUUAACUCCAUUUAAACAUGUUACUCCACAACAAUUAGUUUUUGGUUAUGACGAUCCAUUAACUUCUCUAGCAAACACGUAUUAUCCAAAAGGAAAAAGACCACCCAAAAAAAUGGGACUUUUCUUGAUGCGAAAUGGAACACUAGAUGAAGUUUCCACAAUAUAUACGGGUCAUAACGGAAUGGAAAAUUUUGGACUUCUCGAUCGUAUAAAUGGAAUGGAAGAGUUACCAUUUUGGAAAGGAUCUUGUAAUUCUAUUAGAGCAUCGGAAGGUUCGUUUUUCCCUCCGAGAGAAUAUACAAAGUCUGAUUUAGUACAUGUGUAUGACAAAGAUUUGUGCCGAGUAUGGGCACUUCGAUACCGAAAAGACGUGGUCAAAGAUGGUAUUACAGCAGGAUACUAUACACCUGAUGACAACCUUCUCGAAACUGUUGAUAAAAAUCCUGAUAAUGCAUGUUUUUGCGAAGACAACACCGAAUGUACCGUUAAAGGGUUGCAGUACAUUGGACCUUGUCAAUUUAAUGCUCCAGUUUACUUAUCUUUUCCUCAUUUCUACAAAGCUGAUCCGAAACUCUUAGAAGAUGUAGAGGGUCUUUCACCAGAUCAAGAAAAGCAUGAAACAUUUUUAAAAAUUCAACCUAGACUGGGAGUACCAUUGGAAGCCCGUGUGAAGGUCCAGCUCAAUUUAAAAGUUGAACAAUCCAAUAUUUACCCGACGUCCAACUUCAGAAGCAUUACAUUUCCAAUUAUGUGGCUUGAAGAGGGCGUGAGCGACUUGCCGGAAAACAUUCAUCGGUGGAUAUACAUGGCCACUACAUUCGUAGACACAGCUGUGCCGUUGUUCACGUACGGGCUUAUCCUCGGCGGUGCAUUAAUACUGGUUGCAGUGUUUGUCCGCACAUAUCACCAAAUUGUAUUUUCGCGAGAAAACAUCGAACGUGGCAGACGAAAUAUCCUGCGACGGGGCAGCAGUAUGCUUGUCAAUGGCCAACAUCGGUUACUGAUAGUUCGUGAAUCGUACCAUCGGAUAAGCAACAGCAUACAAGAAACGGACGUGGACGCACAACAGCUUCUAUCGUGAACUAAAGACUAUAAAUUUAUAUUUUAACGUACCUAUAUAAUGAUUUUGAAAUUUGGAAACUUCUACCAUCACCUUUUCGUACAAGAUACGCGAGUGAUAUGCUAAUAAACUAUUGUGUAGUCUAAACUGUGAUAUAGAUAACGAAAAAAUGCACAAAUGUUUAAUAUGUUCAUGUAGACCUCAGAACAAACAAAUUCUCAAAUUGGACUGUGAUACAAAUUUUAUAGAUGAAGACAUUUUUUUUUUGUGUGUAUAUAUACAUAUAUAUAUAUAUAUAUAUAGUAUAAAAUAAGAUAAA